CAUGGAUGUAGCCGAGCGACCGGUUGCCUAGCAAUAGCCCUUCGACGCUCGGACCCCAUAGUACAAACUUUUAGCACAGUGCCCUGCACAAGUAAAUGUCACAUAGCCACCAGCAAAAAAGAAUUGUGGCAAAAAGUGCAAAAGGUCAGUGGAUGCAGCAGGGUCAGUCCUGUGUAGAAAGUGGCGGAGAUGGUGGCCCCAGGAGAGGAGAUGAGAACAACAACAGUACUCGUCCCCAGUCCCACCCUGAGGCUGUUGUCUCAAGAGAAUGGGACAUCAAAUGGAAGGACGCUUGGAAAGCAGAAUUUGUUCAAGCAGGAUGUGAAGCAAGCUACAGGCAAGGUAAAACACUCUGAAAGCAAGCAGCAUGUGUUUACUCAUGGUCUUCAUCGCAUACAGCAAUUCCCCUGCGACAGCCCUGUGCGUUAUAUGAUGUAUUCUGAAGCUGCUGCAGCAUUCAUUAGCCUCCAUUCAGACAACACAGUUUGCCUUUACAAAGAUGAUGGCAACAAGCAGACUUCCAUAGCACAACUCCCUUUCAUGGGCCUGACCGCCACAAAGUUCCCAGGCUCUCUGGUGGGUUGGGGCCCAGGGCCUGUCUUCACACUUCUGGAUAGUGAGUUACGCUCCAUGGAUGCUGCUCACGAUGCCCUGGACAUACGUGUGUGUCAGGCUGCAGAGCACUCCACAGAGUUGGUGACUGCAGGUGAGGGGAACGUGUGUGUGUGGUCCGUGAUGCUCAUGAGGUGUAAGGUGAAGAUACAGGAGGAGCUGCAGCACAGCACUUUCACUCAAAUGGCGUUGGCUCCCCCACGGUCUGACAGGCCCCACAGAGCCUUUGUUGUGUGCGGGCAGGUCGUGACGUUGGUCGACCUCGAUGCCGGGAAGGUUUUGGAGCACAAGAGGGAUCUCUGCUCACGAGCUAUCACUGCAAUGGUGUACUGCUCUCAGCUGGACUGUUUGAUCACUGCAUCUCAAGAGCUCUCCAUUAGAAUAUGGGGUCCAGAUUGGGAACUUCGUGUGGCUUUUGUAGGACAUAAUGGUAUGGUGAACUCUCUGUACUACUGCUCUGCAUUAGGCAUGCUGUUAUCAGCCUCUGUAGAUUGUACGAUCCGUUGCUGGAACGUGGAAAAGGGCGAUGUGGUCGAGUGUGUCCACACAGAGCAGAAAAACGUUGCGUUGUGCAUAGGUGGCACUACAAAGGGAGAUACUUUCUUCUCCUUCUCUCACCAGGGAGUUGAUGUCUGGACCUUCAAAACCUUGUACACCCUUCACUGUAAACUCAAAGGGGAUGAAGGAGCCCCACUGAGACAAAUCCUAGCCUCCCCCUUUCCUGCUCCUUACCCUACACGAGUCCUCUGUGUGAGUGGUUACAGUGAUAUCAUGCUUGUGGCUGCAGAAACAGGAGCAGUGUUGACUUCAUUCAAGGCAGAGCAGAGGAUUUUGUGUGCUGACUACUGCCUGCAAAAAGAGAUUCUGUUGGCUCUGACUGUCACAGGUACGGUGCUCCAAGCCAACACACUCACUAAUCCAAUCACUUUGAUGAAAGAGUGGAAGAGGAGAGGCCAGGGGCCCUGGAAGAACACAGACCAUGUGACUGAGGAUGACGCCCAGAAUCUGCCGAUCCCUGGCCCGGCUUUCUGUCUGAUACUCUACAGUUAUGUGGCUGAAACACAGGGAGCUUUAGAAGAGUGGAGGAGUUUGCAGGAGGAAAGAGGAUGCAGUCAUAGGAAUGAGGCAGCUCUUGAUGAUGCCAAGAAUAGGUUUUUGAUCAUUCUCGGCCAAAGUGGAGGCUGUGUGAGUGUCCUGAAAAUUGAUAAUGGGAAGGUCUUGCAAAGGAUGCCAGCACACAAUGGCCAGAGAGUCACCGCAUUGCAGGUGUAUCCUGAGAACGGUUACCUCCUCUCCACAGGUGAGGACAUGACAGUGGUGGUGUGGAAAGUUAACCCCUACAUCCAGGAGUGUCUCACCCAACAGCUGAGCCUGCACUGUGGCCAGUCUCCAGUCUACCUGGCAGCACUAGGGCCCAAGCUGGCCCUGCCCUUUCACGAGCCCAACAGUGGCACCUACAACCUGAUGCACUUUAACCUACUCAACCAGAGCCAGAAAUGCCCACCCAAAGAGGGACAUUCAGACCCCUUCACAGGAUUGUGUGUGUGUCCUGAUCUGGAGGUGUUUGUCUCCAGCAGUCUAGAUGGGUUAGUGUGUAUCUGGAAUGAAGAGAAUCACCUCAUCAGGAUGCUGCAGUUGAACGCAGUGCCUGAGUGUCUGGCUUACAGUGGGUUUGGAGGGGAACUGUUUCUUGGCAUCGGAGGGGAUCUGUACAGGAUGAAUUGCGCAAAGUUCCUGCCACACAACUUUCAACAAAUGCUCCUUUACAAUUAUUGUGCUGAGCCCCUUCCUGACAUGCCUAUCAUCGAGAAUCAAGAAAAUUCCAGCAAAAAAAAGAAUACGAGCACAGACAAAGAUGAGGAAAAGGAAUUGCCAGCCAUUACCAGCAAUUUGUUAUUGACCGAAGACAAGUGGAGACAGAAGGAGUAUGUAAGCUCAGUGACCUCGAACAUGGACCUAGCUGCACUCCUACGAGGCUCAGUAAAAUGCCGAAAAGGAAAGCCGCCCAGUACAGAGGAAACCAAGAAAGAGGCUUUUGAUCGCUACAUGAAGAUAAUAUAUGGGUUGCCUCCCAAUAUUAAGGUUGAUUUGGGUGACACCUUUGACCCAGAUAAACUUGAGAUACCGUAUGACAACAAGCCCUGUAACCUUCCUACCUUACAGAAGAAAGUCCACCUUGAUGCUAAAUUAAAGAUUCCUGAGGAAAAGGCACCCACAAAGAGCUCCAAACCAAAGACCCCGAAAAAAGUCAAGCCAAGGCCUGUUGACAAAGUCAAACCCAAGAAACCUGUCAUAGUGGAGAAGUAUGAAGAGCCUCCAGAGAUAAUUUCUCCGAUAGAGCAACCCAAACCACCUCCACCCCUUUGGACGUUGUUGUGGGGUCUUUUGUGA
Perca flavescens (yellow perch) is the source of this 3003-nucleotide messenger RNA. It is a transcript of the gene wdr97, whose product is annotated as WD repeat domain 97. Bases 190 to 3003 code for a protein of 937 amino acids. The record is from RefSeq and is a predicted model, not a curated record. Gene Ontology annotation, molecular function: protein binding. NCBI's taxonomy places the organism in Eukaryota, Metazoa, Chordata, Actinopteri, Perciformes, Percidae. The transcript has 15 exons.